Molecule: messenger RNA, 3531 nt
Organism: Candida tropicalis MYA-3404
Lineage: Eukaryota; Fungi; Ascomycota; Pichiomycetes; Serinales; Debaryomycetaceae
Gene: BUD2
Product: Bud2p
Exons: 1
Coding region: 1-3531 (1176 amino acids)
Biological process (GO): regulation of GTPase activity
Source: RefSeq, a predicted model, not a curated record
AUGGCACCAACGUAUCAAUCAGCCUUUCAUAAAAUAAUUUCCCGUGAAAAGGGGAUUUUUGAGGGCCACAACUUCCUUGUUUCUACAGACACAAUCAAUUGGAUCCAUGUUCAUACAUUGACAAUCACUGAGUUGGGUCAAUUGUAUUCUUCAGACGAAAACGAAAACCACUUCUUGUUGUUACAAUCCUUACAAUCCUGUUUUGUGCAAAUAUUCCCCAAUUCUAUUACGAAAGCUCCAUCUUCUCCUAAACCUCCACAGGUUCCAACUAAACGUAGUCGAUUAAGAAAAAACACAAACCACAAUCACAACCAAGAUCAUUUGGAGGAUACUGAAAAUCAACCACCGGCAAUUUUUAUCAAGACAUUUGAGAAUGAUAAAUUAUAUAUUAAAGUCCCAUCAAAAACCAAUUUUGGAAAUCUCUUAAGCUGUCUAAUAGUAUGGCAAAACCUCAAACCACAAGGCUUAGCUAAAAAGUGGUACGCUGAGAACAAGGUGGUUUCUCAGCCAACAAGAAACUCCCCAACUCAUGAAUUAUUGGUGUGUCGAUUCAAGAUUUAUGGUCCAAUUCCUAACAAGUAUAAGAAUUUGAAUUUUGUGCCAGGUCCAAAGGCUCCAGUAUACCAACCAAAGAUUGAUGAAUUCACUAGCAACUUUGAUGGAUCGAAUAUGAUGCCACAACAAAUUCUCCAGGCUGAGAACAACAAUAGUAUCAAUGAAGGAUGGUUCUAUACUAUGGGUGCAUUAGACAGUAAUGGUACUUUAAAAAUUAUCGAUGAAUUGCAUGGAAGUCUUUUAUAUUCAAUUGACGUAAAACAGGUUAUGGCUAGUGAAAUCCGGGAAGUCCACAAUUCGAUAUUUGACAACUCGAAUGUGUUGUUUAUUGGCCAACUUAAGGAAUUACGAUACAAUAAUAUAAUAAAGACACAAAAUACAUUAUCGCCAGAUCAGUUAUUGACUCCCUUUUUAACAAGAGAUGGCAAAAUCAUUCCAAGCAAUCAAAGAAUAUUUAUCGAGUUCCCAUUACAUAUCGAUUUAGAAGACUGGUUUGUGGGGUUAAAUUAUUUUGCCAAAAGAGAAUAUAUUGGUUCCUAUGAUGUUGAGUCCAAGUUGAUUGAACAUCCUGAACGGCCAAAAUUGCACGAUUUUGAGCGAGCCAAUUUCCGAGUUUCCAAGAAAAUUUCCAUUGAUAUAAUUGAAGCAAAAUUUGAUAAUAUAACCAGUAAACGAGAUGGUAAAGUCUAUGCUGAAGUCCGUAUGUGGGGAUAUCCCUGGUCAAGAACAGCAUCAGUCAGUCAUACAAGUAAUCCGUUUUGGAAAGAAGAGUUUCUGACUGAUUUGCCAAUAUCUACCCAAAUGAUUCAUAUUUUGAUAAAAAAAUGUUCCUAUAAUGAUUCAUCAUAUUCAGUAGCUGAUAAACUUAUUGGUACAGUAUAUGUGACACCUGAUAUUUUGACGAGACAGAUCAAAUCAAGCUCUACAAUCAUGACAAGUAGCGAGUCAAGUAAUGCUAUUCAGGUAAAUGCAUUACCAACAGAUAGUUCCAACUCAAACCUGGGAGGUAACUUGGAUAUUGUUAGAUUGACAAUUUAUGACAAUAGUAAUAUACCAAUUGGGAAACUAUUGCUUGAGGUCAAUCUCAAAGAGUACCAUAUUCUUCCGCCAACGUUUUUCAAACCAUUGGAAAAGAUGUUGGUUAAUGCUCCAAUGAAAGAUUUGAUCAAAUUUUGUAAUGAAAAUGUUCCUAGUUCUGAUUUUGAAAAAGUUAGUUUGGUUUUAUUGGACAUAUUUCAAAGUCUUGGAGUUGAAGAUGAAUGGUUUAAAAGUUUGAUGGAGACCGAGCUUGUCAAUAUCGAUAUUAUUACCAGGAAGAGUUACCAUCAAAGAAAUAGUCAACAUAAGACAAUCACAAAUUCAUCCCAGUCUAAUAUUUUUAACACGCUUUUCAGAGGUUCUUCAAUUUUCUCCAAGUCGUUGGAGAAGUACAAUUUACGUAUUGGUCAAGAAUAUCUUGAAAAAGUCUUUGGUGACUUUUUAACCAAAAUCGCUCUGGAGAAGAAAUCCUGUGAAAUUGAUCCUUCAUAUGUUUCAUAUUCACAGAAGCAUAAUGGUUCUGAAGGGGGACAAGACGGUGAUGAUGAUGACGGUGUUGUCAGCGAUAGUGAUGAUGAUGAAUAUGAUUCUGAUAAAGAACGUCAACGAAACGAACGUAUUAAACAAAUUGUGGAUCAAAACUAUCAGAAUUUGCUUGGAUAUGUUGAAGAAAUUUGGCACAAAAUCUAUAUAACGUCAAAUGAUUUGCCAGAUCAAAUUAAAUUACAGUUGAAGAAUUUUAGAACAAAAGUGGAGCUUGUCUGUGAUCCAGAAGAUAAAGUUACAAGUUUGAAUUGUCUUUCAGCUUUUAUUUUCUUGAGAUUCUUUUGUCCAGCAAUAUUGAACCCAAAAUUGUUUUUCCUUAGUAAGACUCAUUACAGUGGUUCUAUUCAACGUACAUUAACCCUUGUAGCUAAAGUGCUUUUGAAUUUAGCAAAUAGGCAAGAAUUUAGUCCACACAAGGAGCCACAUUUGGUGAGGAUGAAUCUGUUUUUAAGAAAGCAUUUACCUGAAGUUUAUGACUAUUUUGACAAGAUUACUGGUCGAAAAAAUGAUUUCAAUGAAAAGAUUUUGGAGUUGAGUCAUGAAGUCAAAAGAUUUGAUCUUGGUUUGGAUAAUACAUCAAAUGAGUUACCAACCACACCUUAUUUGAUUGACAAGUAUUUACGUUUAACUGAAAUUGUCCAUUUAUUGGAUUACAAUAAGCAUUCCCGAAAUGUGAAUAGCAAUGCCCUGACCCCAAUGAAUAGUCCUAGCAGGGAUUAUGAAAGGUCCCAAUCUGGAACCCCUGACCUUGAUCCUAUCCUCAAAUUGAGUGAUUUGCAACUUAAUAAUGAAAACAAGUAUCAGAUCGGUUCCUUGGAAUUUGAAAAGCUGGAGUUGUUGGAAUUUCAUGGUCAAAAUGAAUGGGAUUUUAUCAAAUCGUUGCUUAAUGAAGAGAUGUUUUCUUUUAUUGAUUCCAAUGUCACUCUCAAAGAUAUUCAAAAACAUUGUACUAAAAUAUUAAACAAAAUUCAGGAAUUAGAAGUCUAUUUAGAGAAUUAUGAAUUUCCAAAGAAUUACAAUAAUCAGGUUAUAUGGGAUUCUUUUACCGAUGAUAUUUUGAAUAAGUGCUGGUUAGAUACUAGCCGCAACUGCUUAAUCUAUUCUGACCAUGUUCCAAAUGCCCACCAGUAUAAGAAAUUAACUGAUCAUGCUUUGGCAACAUUAAAGAUGAAAUUUAUUGAUGCUGAUACCCGGAUGUAUGGCAAUUCUUCUGGAUUGAAUAAUCUUAAAGUUGAUUCGUUGAACAAUACUAACGGAAAUUCAGAUAACUUAGAAAAUGAUGGCAAUGGACACAGACCAAGUUCUAGUUUCAGUACCAACAGUAUCGGAAGUAUGGUAAAACCAAAUGGCGGGUCCAAAAAUCCAUUCAAGAAGUGGUUAAGAAAAAGUUAA